AUGCGCCCACGUGGUAUCUACAUCUGUGAUGGAUCUCAACAUGAAGCCGAUGAGAUCAUUGACAAGCUUAUUGAGCGUGGUAUGCUAUCGCCGUUGAAGGCCUACGAGAACAACUAUAUCUGCCGUACGGAUCCCAAAGAUGUGGCUCGUGUCGAGUCCAAAACAUGGAUGGUCACACCGGACAAGUAUCAAACAGUAACGCACACACCUGACGGUGUGGAGCCGAUUAUGGGCCAUUGGAUGUCACCCGAAAGUUUGGCCACCGAACUGGACAGCCGAUUCCCUGGUUGCAUGGCUGGUCGUAUCAUGUACGUGAUUCCAUUCUCUAUGGGACCUAUUGGAGGACCGUUGUCAAAGAUCGGAGUACAGCUGACCGACUCGAACUAUGUGGUGCUGUCGAUGCGGAUUAUGACCCGUGUGAGCCACGAUGUUUGGGAUGCACUCGGCGAAAACGACUUUGUGCGAUGUAUCCACUCAGUCGGACUGCCAAGACCAGUGAAACAACGUGUCAUCAAUCAUUGGCCUUGCAACCCUGACAAGGUACUGAUCGCCCAUCGACCCGCCGAAAGGGAGAUCUGGUCGUUCGGAUCUGGCUAUGGAGGCAAUUCCCUGCUUGGUAAGAAGUGCUUCGCCCUGCGUAUCGCCUCCAAUAUCGCCAAAGACGAGGGCUGGAUGGCCGAGCACAUGCUUAUCAUGGGUGUGACGCGGCCGGAUGGAAAGGAACACUUCAUCGCAGCCGCCUUCCCGUCAGCUUGUGGUAAAACGAACCUGGCUAUGCUUGAGCCGGCUCUGCCUGGCUGGAAGGUCCGAUGUGUUGGUGAUGACAUCGCCUGGAUGAAAUUCGGUGAGGACGGUCGCCUGUACGCGAUCAACCCUGAAUCAGGUUUCUUCGGAGUUGCACCAGGUACAUCCAAGAAAACGAACCCGAUGGCAGUCGCUACGUUCCAGAAGAACUCAAUCUUCACGAAUGUCGGUGAAGACGGCUGA
Molecule: messenger RNA, 987 nt
Organism: Ostertagia ostertagi
Lineage: Eukaryota; Metazoa; Nematoda; Chromadorea; Rhabditida; Trichostrongylidae
Source: the annotation of a GenBank genome assembly